UGAUAUCACUAACAGGUUUCGUUGUUAUUAUUUCGCUUUAAUUUAUCUUCGAAUGUGAUGACCUCACAAUACGACUUUGAAAAUGAAGUCAAUAGCUUGCUCAGGCUGGAUGCUCCAAUUAAAAGUGGACCAAUGCCGAGGUGGCAAAGAAAAAAUUUGAAUGUGCCAGGUUGCAACUCCAGUGGCAAUACAAGCAUUCCCCUCAGUCCACUGAAGAUUUCCAAUCAUUCGCUGAGUAAAAGCAUCAUCAAUUCUCCAAGUUCAUUUCUCACACCUAGUUCUGCAAAAUGUAGAACUCCUAGAGCAAAAUCGAAAACUCCGACCAGGGGUUUGAGCCUGAAUAAAACUCCGAGUCGGGGAGAUCGAUAUAUCCCUAACAGACAAGCAACAAAUUUUGAACUUGGUCAAUACAAACUUACAUCCGAAAAUGAUAUACCCAGUAAUCAUGCUGAUACUUCAAUCUCUGAAGAAUAUAAGAAAUUAUUAAAAGAAAAUUUGAAACAAUUACACCAAAGCAGUGCAAAUGAAGAUAAAAUUUUUGCAUUCAAAGAUAAGCCAAUGCACGCGGAAGGUUAUCAAAAUUCGAGCAAGGUGUUAUACAGUUCAACCAAGAAAAAUCCAACAAGUAGAAAAAAAAAUAGAUACAUUCUUUCAACAUCAGAACAAGUUCUUGAUGCUCCUCAGUUGUUGGAUGAUUAUUAUUUAAAUCUCAUCGAUUGGAGUUCAACAAAUAUACUUGCUGUGGCUUUGGGUGAAAGUGUUUAUCUAUUCAACACAAAUACUGGUGACAUCCAAUUGCUAUUAACAAUGAAUAAUCCAGAAGAUUACAUAUGCUCGUUGAGUUGGGCCACAGAUGGACGACACAUUGCAGUUGGAACAAGCAAUGCUGAAGUUCAGCUCUGGGAUGUCACUGCUACUAAGCGUCUCCGUAACAUGACAGGUCAUGCUGCCCGUGUUGGAUCUCUUGCUUGGAAUGAAGCAAUAUUAGCCAGUGGUUCAAGAGAUGGAUUCAUUCAUUUUCAUGAUGUUCGAAUUGCAAAUCAUUUGGUUCAUAGUAAUCAGGGUCAUGCACAGGAAGUGUGUGGGUUGGAAUGGUCACCUGACCAAAAAUAUCUUGCUAGUGGAGGAAAUGACAAUAUGGUUAAUGUUUGGGAUGAAAGAGCUGUACAACCUCUAUAUUCAUUUUCGGAACACCAGUCUGCUGUGAAGGCUAUUGCAUGGUGCCCGUGGCAAUCCCAUAUAUUGGCAAGUGGGGGAGGAAGUGCUGAUAGGCACAUCAGAUUCUGGAAUUCAUAUACUGGAUCAAUGAUAAAUGCAAUUGACACAAAGUCACAGGUAUGUGCAUUGAAAUGGUCAUCAAACUACAAAGAACUAGUUUCAUCCCACGGCUACUCACAGAACCAAAUCACGAUAUGGUCAUAUCCCUCAAUGCGACGUGUGCAAGAUUUAUUGGGUCAUAAAGAGCGGGUUUUGUAUCUUGCUAUGAGUCCUGAUGAAACGACUGUAUGUUCUGGUGCAGCGGAUGAGAGUUUGCGAAUGUGGAAAUGCUUUGCUCCUGAGGAGAAAUCAAAUAAAAAGUCAGUUUUGGAACCAAGUUCAACGAAAGGGAGCAGCAGAGUUGCCGCCUGCAUGUCUAUUCGUUGAUUGGUCGAUCACCAUUGCUCACCUGACUACCAUGGUUUUAAUGGCAACUACAUGUUUUUAUCAUUGUUAUAUACUCGAUCAAGUCACUGGGUAGUUUCAACGCAGAAAUGAAUAACAAACUAAUAUUAACUCUUAUAUGUUACAGACAUUUUGGUGUUUUAUGUACAGUUUUGCAAGAAAUAACCAGAGUGUGAUUUUGUAGU
Molecule: messenger RNA, 1847 nt
Organism: Styela clava
Lineage: Eukaryota; Metazoa; Chordata; Ascidiacea; Stolidobranchia; Styelidae
Product: cell division cycle protein 20 homolog
Biological process (GO): positive regulation of ubiquitin protein ligase activity; anaphase-promoting complex-dependent catabolic process; positive regulation of anaphase-promoting complex-dependent catabolic process
Cellular component (GO): anaphase-promoting complex
Molecular function (GO): protein binding; anaphase-promoting complex binding; ubiquitin ligase activator activity
Source: RefSeq, a predicted model, not a curated record